AUGGAUAGCGUCCUUCGUCAGUCGAAGGCCAUGUGCCCUUUCCUCAAGGCCGCCUCCCCUGCAACCCUCCGUGCCAUGUCGAGUGUGGUCCGCCCGCAGCCGUCCUCGCCUUGCGGCGGCACAAUGUCUAAGCUGCAGGUCUACGCCCACCGCUGCCCUGUCAUGGGCAAGGCCCUCGCUGUGCAGUCAUCUAAGCACGCCGCCCUCUCCGGCCUCCGCGCUUUCUCCGUCAACGCCAAACCGAGCCGCGCGAGCAUUCACACCAGCCGGAACCAGGAAGCCCGCGCCGUCGAGACACCGUUCCUUAGCGACCGUGAUAAAGGCCCCAUACCGCCCACUGUGCCGUUUCAUCGCAAAGAAGCGGCCAUCACCGCCACUGCUGCUGCCGCAUGCCCAAACCACGCUACCAAGUUCAACUACGAUGUGUUCUACACGAAGGAGCUCGAUAAGAAGCACAAGGACAAGUCUUAUCGCUACUUCAAUAACAUCAACCGCCUCGCCAAGGAGUUCCCCCGCGCCCACAUGGCCAGCAAGGAGGAAAAGGUCACCGUCUGGUGCGCCAACGAUUACCUCGGCAUGGGCCGCAACAACAUUGUCCUUGAAAAGAUGCACGAGACCCUCGACGAAUACGGUGCCGGCGCCGGUGGUACACGCAACAUCUCCGGCCACAACACACACGCGGUCGAACUCGAGGCGACCCUGGCUAAGCUGCACGCCAAGGAGUCUGCUCUCGUCUUUUCCUCCUGCUACGUCGCCAACGAUGCGACCCUAGCCACUCUGGGCAGCAAGCUCCCCGAGUGCGUCAUUCUUUCAGACAGCCUGAACCACGCCUCCAUGAUCCAGGGCAUCCGACAUUCCGGCACCAAGAAGAUUGUGUUCAAGCACAACGAUGUUUCCGAUCUCGAGGCCAAGCUUGCGUCGCUACCGCUGCAUAUGCCCAAGAUUAUCGCUUUUGAGUCUGUCUACAGCAUGUGCGGCUCCAUCGGGCCGAUCGAGGCCAUAUGCGAUCUCGCCGACAAGUACGGCGCCAUUACAUUCCUCGAUGAGGUGCACGCCGUCGGCAUGUAUGGACCCAGUGGUGCCGGCGUCGCAGAACAUCUCGACUGGGAGGCUCACAAGGAGGGAAUGCCCCGCGGCACCAUCAUGGAUCGCAUCGACAUCAUCACCGGUACUCUGGGCAAGGCUUACGGCUGCGUUGGAGGAUACAUUGCUGGCAGCGCCAAACUUGUUGACAUGAUUCGCUCUCUCGCUCCAGGCUUCAUCUUUACGACCUCUCUCCCUCCCGCGACCAUGGCGGGCGCCAAGGCGUCCAUCGAGUAUCAAAUGAAAUAUGACGGUGACCGUAGGCUGCAGCAGCUUCACACCCGCGCCGUCAAGGAGGAGAUGGGCGCGCGUGACAUCCCCGUCAUGCCGAACCCAUCUCACAUCAUUCCCAUCCUUGUUGGUAGCGCCGAACUGGCCAAGGUUGCCUCGGAUAUGCUUCUUAAGGACUACCAGAUCUACGUGCAAUCCAUCAACUACCCGACCGUCCCGGUUGGCCAGGAACGCCUCCGCAUCACGCCGACACCUGGCCAUACCAAGGAGUACCGCGACGAGCUGGUGGCCGCCGUUGACGAGAUUUGGACCCGUCUUGGCAUCAAGAGAACUUCGGAGUGGGCUGCUCAAGGUGGAUUUAUCGGUGUUGGUGAGGAGGGCGCCGUCGAGUCGGCCCUCUGGACCGAUAAGCAGCUUGGAAUCGAGCAGGCUAGAAGGGAGAUGAUGGCGACUGGGCAGGUCGAGAACGGCACCAGCUUCACUGAAGCACUCCUCAAGCAAGAGUCGGCCGGCGCUCGAGCUGCUGGCGUAGCAAUUGCUUAG
Messenger RNA from Cordyceps fumosorosea ARSEF 2679, 1857 nucleotides. Its product is annotated as 5-aminolevulinate synthase. Gene Ontology annotation, biological process: heme biosynthetic process. Gene Ontology annotation, cellular component: mitochondrion. The transcript is spliced from 2 exons. The record is from RefSeq and is a predicted model, not a curated record. The coding region runs from base 1 to 1857 and encodes 618 amino acids. NCBI's taxonomy places the organism in Eukaryota, Fungi, Ascomycota, Sordariomycetes, Hypocreales, Cordycipitaceae. Gene Ontology annotation, molecular function: pyridoxal phosphate binding; 5-aminolevulinate synthase activity.